AUGGGUGCCAGUUGCAAGGACCAGAAAAAAGCCCUCGCCAUUUGUCUACAGAGGUCGCCAUGUGUGCUUAUAGAGCGAAAUACACCAAAAGAUUGUCUCACCAAACCAGAAUUAAAGAAGGAGUUACCUGAGCUCUGUGUGGCCAACUUCAGAGCUUUCGUGGAAUGCAAGAACGGAUUUUUUGACAUGAGAAAGAGAAUGAGAGGAAAUGCUCCGUUAUCCACUGGUAAGUACGAUGACACAUAUGACAAGUUAUCGAGUGGAGACUUUGAUGCUCGUGAGGAGAUGAAGAAGUUAGAUGUGUUGAACCGUAAUUUGUCCAAGCAGAGGCAGUUGCGGGAGGAGGAGGAGAGAAGAAACCAGGAAUGA
Molecule: messenger RNA, 369 nt
Organism: Sungouiella intermedia
Lineage: Eukaryota; Fungi; Ascomycota; Pichiomycetes; Serinales; Metschnikowiaceae
Source: the annotation of a GenBank genome assembly